AUGAAAAUUGCUACAAUUGAACGUAUAGUUUCUGUUCGAAAUCAUCCAAAUGCUGAUCGUCUUGAUCUCGUUUCAAUUCUUGGUUAUCAAUGCAUAACGCCACGUGAUAGUUUCCUACCAGAACAAUUAGUCGUUUUUAUUCAACCCGAUUCUGUAUUACCGAAUGAUCAAGUAUGGGCACAAGCCUAUUUAAAAUAUGCUCGUCCACGUGUUCGAGCUAUGAAACUUCGGGAUGAAUGGUCCGAAGGUUUGAUUGUUCCUUUAACUGAGAAUGAAAAAGAUUUUAAAGAAGGCGAUGAUGUAGCUGAACAAUUAGGUAUAAAACAUUUUGAACCAGUCAUUAUACAAGACGCGACAAGUGUUCUCGGCCCUCUACCAUUUAAUAUACCUAAAACUGAUGAAGAACGUAUAGAAAAUUUUCAAAAUAAUCUUCCCUGGAAUGAAUUAGUUGAUGUAACAAAAAAAAUUGAUGGUACAUCGUGUUCGGUUUAUUAUUCACAUGAGAAAAAACAAUUUGGUGUAUGUGGAAGAAAUUGCGAAUAUGAUUUAACAAAAUCAAAUAAUUUUACUCAUAUUGUUUCCAAAUAUUCUUUGAAAUGUUGCCUAACAAAUUUUUGUGAACAAAAUCACAUAUCGUUAGUCUUACGUGGUGAAUUAUAUGGUGCUGGUAUACAAAACAGAUCCAAUAAUUCACAUUGCACACAACCACUACAGUGGGCAAUUUUUUCUGUUUAUCUAUUUAGUAUUGAUGGUAAACAAGGACGAUAUACAAGAAGAAAAACAGAUAACUUAUUCUAUUCUAUUCAGCUUGCUGAACAUCUCAAUCUACCUCAUGUGCCCGUGAUUGAAAGUCAAGUGCCAUUAACUCAACAAUUAAUUGAUAAAUAUUCUUGUGAAGUUGAUCUAUCAUUUGGUGAAGGUGUUGUUAUUCAACAUGAUCAUGGUUCAUUUAAGAUAAUUAAUAAAAAAUAUGAUGCAAAAAAUUAA
Messenger RNA from Rotaria socialis, 987 nucleotides. The record is from the annotation of a GenBank genome assembly. NCBI's taxonomy places the organism in Eukaryota, Metazoa, Rotifera, Eurotatoria, Philodinida, Philodinidae.